AUGGAAGAGAUCCUAAGGAAGCUGCAGAAGGAGGCGUCCGGGAGCAAGUACAAAGCCAUCAAAGAGAGCUGCACCUGGGCCCUGGAAACCCUUGAUGGUGUGGAUACCAUUGUCAAGAUCCCUCCACACUUGCUGAGGGAGAAAUGCCUGCUGCCCCUCCAGUUGGCUUUGGAAUCCAAGAAUGUGAAGCUGGCUCAACAUGCCUUGGCAGGGAUACAGAAGCUCCUGGCAGAAGAGAGGUUUGUAUCCAUGGAAACGGACUCUGAUGAGAAGCAGCUGCUCAAUCAGAUCCUGAAUGCUGUGAAAGUGACGCCUUCCCUCCACGAGGACCUGCAGGUGGAAGUGAUGAAGGUUUUACUCUGCAUAACCUACACUCCAACCUUUGACCUGAAUGGGAGUGCAGUGCUGAAGAUCGCGGAGGUGUGCAUUGAAACAUACAUAUGUAGCUGUCACCAGCGUAGUAUAAACACUGCUGUGCGGGCAACUCUCAGUCAAAUGCUGAGUGACUUGACUUUACAGUUACGACAAAGGCAGGAGAACACGAUAAUUGAAAACCCGGACGUCCCCCAGGAAUUCAGGAGUCAAGGGUCAACAGUAGAGUCCCUCUGUGAUGACCUUGUCUCCGUGCUCACUGUUCUGUGUGAGAAACUCCAAGCCGCCAUCAAUGACAGCCAGCAGCUGCAGCUCCUGUACCUGGAGUGCAUCCUGUCUGUGCUCAGCAGCUCCUCCUCCUCCAUGCAGCUGCACCGAGGCUUCACAGACCUCAUCUGGAAGAACCUUUGCCCCGCUCUCAUCGUGAUCCUGGGGAAUCCGAUUCAUGAUAAAACCAUCACCUCUGCACACAGCAGCAGCACGAGCACCAGCAUCGAGUCAGACUCUGCAUCUCCUGGGGUUUCCGACCACGGCCGGGGUUCGGGCUGCUCCUCCACGGCGCCAGCCCUGAGCGGGCCGGUGGCCCGGACCAUCUACUACAUCGCAGCUGAGCUGGUGCGGCUGGUGGGGUCGGUGGACUCCAUGAAGCCCGUGUUGCAGUCCCUCUACCACCGUGUGCUGCUCUACCCCCCACCCCAGCACCGUGUGGAAGCCAUCAAGAUCAUGAGAGAGCUACUCGGGAGCCCAAAGCGUCUCUGUGAUUUGGCAGGACCCAGCUCCACUGAACCCGAAUUGAGAAAAAGAUCAAUUUCAAAAAGAAAGUCUCAUCUGGAUCUUCUCAAACUCAUCAUGGAUGGCAUGACCGAGGCGUGCAUCAAGGGCGGCAUCGAGGCCUGCUACGCUGCCGUGUCCUGCGUCUGCACCUUGCUGGGGGCCUUGGAAGAGCUCAGCCAGGGCAGGGGCUUGAGCGAAAGUCAGGUCCAGCUGCUGCUGCUGCGCCUGGAGGAGCUGAAGGACGGGGCCGAGUCCAGCCGCGACUCCAUGGAGAUCAAUGAGGCCGACUUCCGCUGGCAGCGGCGAGUCCUGUCCUCGGAACACACACCCUGGGAGUUGGGGAAUGAGCGGAGCCCUGACAUCAGCAUCAGCGUUACCACGGACACGGGCCAGACCACCUUGGAGGGAGAGUUGGGUCAGACCACACCCGAGGACCACUCGGAAAACCCCAAGAAUGGCCUCAAGUCGCCAGCCGUCCAGGAGGGCAAGGAGACUCUGAGUAAAGUGUCAGAACCGGAAGCCGUGGACCAGCCAGACGUGGUUCAAAGGAGCCACACAGUUGCCUACCCCGAUAUAACCAACUUCCUGUCGGUCGACUGCAGGAUGAGGUCCUACGGAUCCAGAUACAGUGAGAGCAACUUCAGCGUGGACGACCAAGACCUCUCUCGGACAGAAUUCGACUCCUGUGACCAGUACUCCAUGGCAGCUGAAAAGGACUCCGGGAGAUCGGACGUGUCGGACAUUGGGUCCGACAACUGUUCUCUAGCUGAUGAGGAGCAGACCCCGCGGGACUGCCUGGGCCACAGGUCCCUGCGGACCGCAGCUCUGUCCCUCAAGCUGCUGAAGAACCAGGAGGCUGACCAGCACAGCGCCCGGCUGUUCGUGCAGUCGCUGGAGGGUCUCCUGCCACGCCUCCUGGCCCUGCCCAGUGUGGAAGAGGUGGACUCAGCCCUCCAGAACUUUGUCUCUACCUUCUGCUCAGGUAUGAUGCACUCACCAGGGUUUGAUGGGAACAGCAGCCUGGGCCUGCAGAUGCUGAUGAAUGCAGACAGCCUGUACUCGGCGGCGCACUGUGCGCUGCUGCUCAACCUGAAGCUCUCCCACGGUGACUACUACCGCAAGCGGCCCACCCUGGCACCCAGCACCAUGAAAGAGUUCAUGAAGCAGGUCCAGACCAGCGGGGUGCUGAUGGUCUUCUCCCAGGCCUGGAUUGAGGAACUUUACCACCAGGUUCUUGACAGAAACAUGCUCGGAGAAGCCGGCUACUGGGGCAGCCCCGAGGACAACAGCCUCCCCCUCAUCACCAUGCUGACAGAUAUCGAUGGCUUAGAGAGCAGUGCAAUUGGAGGGCAGUUGAUGGCCUCAGCUUCAAUGGAGUCUCCUUUCACCCAGGGCAGGAGAAUUGAUGACUCCACGGUGGCAGGUGUGGCGUUUGCUCGCUAUAUUCUGAUUGGCUGCUGGAAGAAUUUGAUCGACACUUUAUCAACCCCCUUGACGGGCCGAAUGGCCGGCAGCUCCAAAGGGCUGGCCUUCAUUUUAGGAGCUGAAGGCAUCAAAGAACAGAACCAAAAAGAACGCGAUGCUAUCUGCAUGAGCCUCGAUGGGCUGCGGAAAGCCGCGCGUCUGAGCUGCGCUCUAGGAGUUGCAGCCAACUGUGCUUCAGCCCUCGCCCAGAUGGCAGCUGCCUCCUGUGUCCAGGAGGAGAAAGAGGAAAAGGAAACCCAGGAACCCAGUGAUGCCAUAGCACAAGUGAAACUAAAAGUGGAGCAGAAACUGGAGCAGAUCGGGAAGCUGCAGGGGGUGUGGCUGCACACAGCCCACGUCCUGUGCAUGGACGCCAUCCUCAGUGUCGGCCUGGAGAUGGGCAGCCACAACCCCGACUGCUGGCCACAUGUGUUCAGGGUGUGCGAGUACGUGGGCACCUUGGAACACACCCACUUCAGCGAUGGCACCUCUCAGCCCCCGCUGACCAUCAGCCAGCCCCAGAAGGCCCCCAGAGGCGGACUCCUUGGGGACCCGGAGAGUGAGGGCUCGCCCCAGGAGCAGAGCCUGGAGCAGGAGAGCUCCCUGAACGCGGCCCCCGUCAUCCAGCCGCUCUCCAUCCAGGAGCUUGUCCGAGAAGGCAGCCGAGGCCGGGCCUCCGACUUCCGUGGGGGCAGCCUCAUGACGGGCAGCAGUGCUGCCAAGGUGGUGCUCACGCUCUCCACGCAGGCUGACAGGCUCUUUGAAGAUGCUACAGAUAAACUGAACCUCAUGGCUCUGGGAGGUUUUCUUUACCAGCUGAAGAAAGCAUCGCAGUCCCAGCUUUUCCAUUCUGUUACGGAAACAGUUGAUUACUCGCUGGCGAUGCCAGGAGAGGUGAAGUCCACCCAAGACCGCAAAAGUGCCCUCCACCUGUUCCGCCUCGGGGACGCCAUGCUAAGGAUCGUGCGGAGCAAAUCGAGGCCCCUGCUCCACGUGAUGCGCUGCUGGAGCCUCGUGGCCCCACACCUGGUGGAGGCUGCCUGCCAUAAGGAAAGACAUGUGUCUCAGAAGGCGGUUUCCUUCAUCCAUGACAUACUGACGGAGGUUCUCACGGACUGGAAUGAGCCACCUCAUUUUCACUUUAACGAAGCUCUCUUCCGACCAUUCGAGCGUAUCAUGCAGCUGGAGUUGUGUGAUGAGGACGUCCAAGACCAGGUCGUCACGUCCAUCGGGGAGCUGGUUGAAGUGUGCUCUGCCCAGAUCCAGUCAGGGUGGAGGCCCUUGUUCAGCGCCCUGGAAACGGUGCACAGCGGGAACAAGUCCGAGGUGAAGGAGUACCUGGUGGGCGACUAUUCCAUGGGAAAAGGCCAGGCUCCAGUGUUUGAUGUAUUUGAAGCUUUUCUCAAUACCGACAACAUCCAGGUCUUUGCUAAUGCAGCCACUAGUUACAUCAUGUGCCUUAUGAAGUUUGUCAAAGGACUAGGGGAGGUGGACUGUAAGGAGAUCGGAGACUGUGUCCCAGGACCCGGAGCCGCAUCCCCAGACCUGUGCCUCCCGGCCCUGGACUACCUCCGGCGCUGUUCUCAGUUGUUGGCCAAAAUCUACAAAAUGCCCUUGAAGCCAAUAUUCCUUAGUGGGCGACUUGCUAGCUUGCCCCGAAGACUUCAGGAGCAGUCAGCGAGCAGUGAGGAUGGAAUUGAGUCAGUCUUGUCUGACUUUGAUGAUGACACUGGUCUGAUAGAAGUCUGGAUCAUCCUCUUGGAGCAGCUCACAGCAGCUGUGUCCAACUGUCCACGUCAGCACCAACCCCCCACUUUGGAUUUGCUCUUUGAGCUGUUGAGAGAUGUUACCAAAACACCUGGACCAGGGUUUGGCAUCUAUGCAGUUGUUCACCUUCUCCUUCCUGUGAUGUCUCUUUGGCUUCGCCGUAGCCAUAAAGACCAUUCUUACUGGGACAUUGCCUCGGCUAACUUCAAGCAUGCCAUUGGUCUGUCCUGUGAGCUGGUGGUGGAGCACAUUCAGAGCUUUAUCCACUCAGACAUCAGGUAUGAGAGCAUGAUCAACACCAUGCUGAAGGACCUCUUCGAGCUACUGGUAGCAUGUGUAGCCAAGCCCACGGAAACCAUCUCCCGAGUAGGCUGCUCCUGUAUUCGGUACGUCCUCGUGACAGCGGGCCCCGUGUUCACGGAGGAGAUGUGGAGGCUGGCCUGCUGUGCCCUGCAGGACGCCUUCUCGGCCACGCUCAAGCCGGUGAAGGACCUGCUGGGCUGCUUCCACAGUGGCACCGAGAGCUUCAGCGGGGAGGGCUGCCAGGUGAGGGUGGCCGCCCCAUCCACCUCCCCAAGUGCCGAGGCCGAGUACUGGCGCAUCCGAGCCAUGGCUCAGCAGGUAUUUAUGUUGGAUACCCAGUGCUCACCAAAGACUCCAAACAACUUUGAUCAUGCUCAGUCCUGUCAGCUCAUUAUUGAACUGCCUCCUGAUGAGAAGCCAAAUGGACACACCAAGAAAAGUGUUUCUUUCAGGGAAAUUGUGGUGAGUUUACUAUCCCAUCAAGUAUUACUCCAGAACUUAUAUGAUAUCUUAUUGGAAGAGUUUGUCAAAGGCCCCUCUCCUGGGGAGGAGAAGAUCCAAGGGCCAGAAACCAAGCUGGCUGGCUUCCUCAGAUACAUCUCCAUGCAGAACCUGGCCGUCAUCUUUGACCUCCUGCUGGACUCCUACAGGACGGCCAGAGAAUUUGACACCAGCCCGGGGCUGAAGUGCCUGCUGAAGAAAGUGUCUGGCAUAGGGGGCGCUGCCAACCUCUACCGCCAGUCCGCCAUGAGCUUCAACAUUUAUUUCCACGCGCUGGUCUGUGCUGUUCUCAGCAACCAAGAAACCAUCACUGCUGAGCAAGUGAAGAAGGUCCUCUUUGAGGACGACGAGAGGAGCACAGAUUCGUCCCAGCAGUGUUCAUCAGAAGAUGAAGACAUCUUUGAGGAGACCGCCCAGGUGAGCCCCCCGAGAGGCAAAGAGAAGAGGCAGUGGAGGGCUCGGAUGCCCUCGCUCAGCGUCCAGCCCGUCAGCAACGCGGACUGGGUGUGGCUGGUCAAGAGGCUUCACAAGCUGUGCAUGGAGCUGUGUAACAACUACAUCCAGAUGCACCUGGACCUGGAAAACAGUAUGGAGGAGGCCCCAGUUUUCAAGAGCGACCCUUUCUUCAUCCUUCCCUCCUUCCAGUCGGAGUCCUCCACCCCGUCCACCGGGGGCUUCUCAGGGAAAGACACGCCUUCCGAGGAUGACCGCAGUCAGACCCGGGAUCACGCGGGCGAGCCUCUGAGCCUGAGGGGGACCAGCGGGGAGCUGCUGCUGCUGCCCCCGAGCCCCAAGGUGGAGAAGAAGGAUCCCAGCCGCAAGAAGGAGUGGUGGGAGAACGCGGGCAACAAAAUCUAUACCAUGGCAGCCGACAAGACCAUCUCAAAGCUGAUGACCGAGUACAAGAAGAGGAAACAGCAGCACAACCUGCCCGUCUUCCCCAAAGAGAUCAAGGUGGAGAAGAAGGGAGAGGCGCUGGGCGCCAGGGGCCAAGGCUCCCCGCUGCUCCAGCGGCCCCAGCACCUGAUGGACCAGGGGCAGAUGCGGCACUCUUUCAGCGCCGGCCCUGAACUGCUGCGCCAGGAGAAGAGGCCCCGCUCCGGCUCCACCGGCAGCUCCCGGAGUGUCUCCGCGAGGGACGCAGAAGCCCAGAUCCAGGCAUGGACCAACAUGGUGCUAACAGUCCUCAAUCAGAUUCAGAUCCUCCCAGACCAGACCUUCACCGCCCUCCAGCCAGCAGUGUUCCCGUGUAUCAGCCAGCUCACCUGUCACGUGACUGACAUCAGAGUUCGCCAGGCUGUCAGAGAAUGGCUCGGCAGAGUGGGCCGUGUCUAUGACAUCAUUAUGUAGAAGACCCACCUUCCAGGCCCAAGGAAAAAUGCUAGGAGGGUUCAGAGUAUGUCUGCCAAUCCAACUGAUAGCAUU
This is a messenger RNA of Budorcas taxicolor (takin), 6606 nucleotides long. It is a transcript of the gene ARFGEF3, whose product is annotated as ARFGEF family member 3. Gene Ontology annotation, molecular function: guanyl-nucleotide exchange factor activity. The transcript is spliced from 34 exons. Gene Ontology annotation, biological process: regulation of ARF protein signal transduction. The record is from RefSeq and is a predicted model, not a curated record. NCBI's taxonomy places the organism in Eukaryota, Metazoa, Chordata, Mammalia, Artiodactyla, Bovidae. The coding region runs from base 1 to 6531 and encodes 2176 amino acids.